This is a messenger RNA of Mizuhopecten yessoensis (Yesso scallop), 3378 nucleotides long. RefSeq lists its product as uncharacterized. The transcript is spliced from 8 exons. Bases 650 to 2728 code for a protein of 692 amino acids. Lineage: Eukaryota; Metazoa; Mollusca; Bivalvia; Pectinida; Pectinidae. The record is from RefSeq and is a predicted model, not a curated record.
CCUCCACUAUAGAGCGUUAUGUAUAUGUACCACAUCUGAUGGCGAACAAUGAGGAGCUUACAUGUCCUUCUUAUCUCCAAUCAAUACACUACGCGAGAACAGGGUACUUUACUUAGCUAAAGUAUUUACCAACUUAUCAAACACUUGUUGGCAAGUACAAUUUUUGUAGAUUUAAACUAUUUCAAGCCCUUAGUACGCAUACAGAUAUUGAGAUAUGCAGAUGACACAGGAUUGGCCAAAUAGUCUGCUUCAGAGAGUAUUAUAAACAAUUGAAGAGUUUUACCCUAAACACGUAUGCAUGUUUAGUUCGAGAAGGAGGAGUGUUUUAAGAGUGUAAAACAUUUUUUCAAGUUGUGCAACAGCAGAAAAAGUACAGAAUACUACAAAGUAAGGAGUAAUAUUACGAAAUAUUUUGGAACUCCAUAACCUGUGUUUUGUAAUGGCACCAGCGAAGACAGACAAACAAGGUGCGGACUGUAUGUAUUAGAGAUCGAACGACUUUUAUUGACAUACCGUUAUGAAGUAUGUAUUUAUACUAUUGUGAAUAUCGUGUUUGAAUUUGAUCUGCUUGACAAGAUGUCCAGUUAAAGAACAUUAAGUCACUGGUCGAUCUUUUCCUCUGGAUUGUUUGCGUUGUUAAUGGGACGACAUGGGAUCCAUGUAUAUGUCAGAACACAUCCUUGACCGGAACUUACUGACCACUGCAUACAAGGAUUUCUGGUGCUCGGGGGACGAAACAGAAGGGGCGUGUGAUGGUCCCCUGCCUCCCGGGUCAAGCCGCGCUCGCAUAAGGAAGCUGACAGAUAGCGACAUUGUGUGUCUUUCUAACCUGAAGGAGACAGGCUAUACUGUGUCCCCGGAACUUACCAGGAACGAUAACAUGGUGACCUCAAGCAACUUUGCCAAACUCGACAAGACGACGCUGCAAGUCCUUGGUUGGUCUUCUGGCGCCCUAGACACCAACACAAAGGAAGAGAUGACGGGCGAGGAGGGCAAUGAGAAGGAUGACAAAGAAAAAGAGAACCUGUGCACACUGACCAAGUUGGAGUUCCGGAGACUGAGUGACCAGGUCCGAGACGUCAGCAUGAACCUCAAGAACAAGUUUCGAACAUCCGCUUAUCAGAAGCUGUACCACCAACAGCAGCAGAUCCAGAGCAUUCAGAACCAGUUAGCGCAACAGCAACAACAACAGCAGUACGCCGAAACAAACACCAAUAUCUACCGCAGCCAGCUGGCCGCCAGUCUAAGAGCGUUUAAGCCAAAAGACUGGACCCCUCUCAAGUCCUCGGACACCGAUACCUCGUUCUUCAGGUGUAAACCCGUCAGCUGCCAAGCACCGGACAGGGAAACUGAACGAAGACACCCAGUAGAGCUUGCAUUUAUCACCAGACCAAUAGUCUCCCGAGGCCCUUCCCCUUCGCGGCUAUGUCGGCCAAGGUCAGUCCCCAACGGUACAAGCCGGCCUCCUAGUGGUUUGAUCAGACGCUCAGACACGCCCACUGAUGUCCGUCCUGGAAACUUCGAUACCCUCACCCCGAACGUGUUGGCUAACCUCAUCAGUAGCAACUCCUACAAAACUGCCCCUAGAUACGGGGAUCCCGGUCCCUCCGGAGAGGAACCCUUAGAGGACAAGAACAGAAAGUCGACAUCACCUCCCAAGGAUGAUGAUGUUAGUACAAGUGGGAUAGACAGUACGCACUCCGCCGAGGAUAUCAGCAGUAGCAGUAGCAGCUCUGACGAGGACAGCGAUUACGAACCAAGUGUAGACCGUAACAGGGACGUUCCUGAUCUCAAUCUUAGACCAGAAAAACUGGAUUCCUUUGUGAUCCCAGAUUCCGCUAAAGGUUGGAGAAAAUUUGAUUUCGAUGUUGACGAAACAGAUAUUCCGCCAUAUGAGUUCGAGGAAGUGUUACCAGAAUCGUUCAGAGAUCUUGACUUCAGGCAGAUAGCAAGGCUCAAGUGGAGCUGGCGUGAUCAGACGAAAGAGCGACCAAAUGAUGGCGUUACAGAGGACAUCAUGGAUCGAAUGGUGGAGCUGGAGAGGCUUCAGAUGGAAACGGAGGACUGGGAACAGAAACGGUCCGUUCAACUACUCAAAAAACGACAACGUGUCGCCAGUGCUAAAGGAGGACAGAAGGACAAGCGUUGUUGCAAUAGGUGCUUACAGCCAGCUUGCACUGGUGACUGCCCCGAGAAAUUCGUGCAAUCGGAAAUAUGUGAUAUGUGUAGGCAACCGUUUUGUGUAGGGAAUUGUAAAGAUAAUAAAUAUGAACAACGCAUGCGUCAGAUUCGCAACGUCGACGAUGACAAACCUCCAUCUGGUCCGAAAACAUUAACGUCACGGUGCAAGUCGUGUCAGAGCAGGCAUAACGGCAAACUUAUAAACGCUAACAACCUCGUGUUAGGUCGCCCAAAGUCUGGGAACAUCACCUACUCUAGAGGGAUUGCCAGCUCCAAACCCAAAGAUAUGAGGCAUAUAGGGCCGGAUAUGGCCAUCAACUCCGAGGUCAUCAGGGACUUUGAAAAGCUUGGGAUGGACCCUUAUCAGUCAUGUCGACCCAGCACUGCUCGGGUACAAAGACCACGCAGUAGGAACGCUGCACAUCCGGGCAAAAGCUUCUCUUCACAAAGGCGCGACUCCUUAACUGACACAGAUAAGAACAUAGCAAAAUUAAAUCGAAAGAAAGCAAAGUCGAUAAGGCUGAGGAGGCCAAAAACGGCAGCAUAAUGUGAUUAUCUUCAAACAAUGCAAUUCUUUAACUCUAGACAAUAAAUUGGAGUAGAAAACAAAUCAGUACGAAGGGCGAGCGACUUAAGUGAUAUUCUUUCAUUUGUAUGCUAUACGUUUUCUUUGUUUUAAAAUCUUUUGGAUUCCACAUAUUAAAAUGGCGUUGAGAUGUUAGUUCAGCAAAAAUAAUAUUAAAUAAAAUAAACUCAUGUAUAAGAAUCCACCUGUAUCCUUUGUUAUAUUGAGAACAGCAUGUUCCCGAAAAGCACCGGUAUCAGUAUUGCAUGCAUACACAACUAUGUAAGCUUCAUCAAUGACUUUGUACAUGUGUUGUGGUGGACAUGGCUUAAAAGUAGAAUGAGGUGUUAUUAUUUCAAUACAGAAAAUAUUACCGAGUACGACUAGAUAGUUUAGUAAAGGGAAAUAACUCUUAUGUUUAUCAUGCCUUUGUGGCAAAGUAAAGGAAAAGAUUUCUAAUAAAAGCGGAUCUAGAAGCUCGUAAAAUAAUAAAUAUUAUACAAUCUUGAAGAUCAACUUACUCGUCUCGGAAAAGGCAAAUUGCGUAUUGAUAAAUAAAAGUUUGUUUUAUUUCAGACAACAGUAUUUCAGAAAAAGGAAAUCGAAUUAAGAAUAAUAAUAAAAAUGUCAUA